Molecule: messenger RNA, 1995 nt
Organism: Trypanosoma cruzi
Lineage: Eukaryota; Euglenozoa; Kinetoplastea; Trypanosomatida; Trypanosomatidae
Product: ABC transporter, putative
Exons: 1
Coding region: 1-1995 (664 amino acids)
Biological process (GO): fatty acid beta-oxidation; long-chain fatty acid import into peroxisome; very long-chain fatty acid catabolic process
Cellular component (GO): peroxisomal membrane
Molecular function (GO): ABC-type transporter activity; ATP hydrolysis activity; ATP binding
Source: RefSeq, a predicted model, not a curated record
AUGGGGGUCCCAGUUUUAAACUCGUUGCGUGAUGGAGGUCUUGUUGUCAGCGGAACACUGGCGUUUCUGAUUUGUCUCGUGGCCCAGCGAGCGAAGUUGCAUCGGUAUGAUGCAGCCAUCCUCGACAUACGCACACCCGAUGAUACUCGAGUGACACGUUCGUUUUUUGGUGACUUUCUGUAUGUCGCGAAACUGGCAUUGCCUACGGUGUGGUGCAAGGAAUUUGCUGGAAUGACCGUAUUUAUUAUACUUUUUUUGGUGAAGUCAAUCCUGCACGUGGCACAAUCCAACGCUAAUGGACAAAUUUUGAAGGCUAUCGCUUCUGAUACCCCAGAGAAUCGGGUACAAAACUUUUUUCGUGUGCUUCUCUUGCGCGCUGCGGUCUCGAUGAUGGCGGCGGUUUGUAGCGGCUCCAUUGAACACCUACGGACGUUACUUAUUGCUUGCUACCGUGAGCGUCUCAGUCGAUACCUGCAACGCCGAUUCUACAGCCAUUUGUUGUAUUAUCAGGCAACUGUCUUGGACGGGCGGCUUGAGACGGCGGACACGGUCAUUGCGACAUAUUGUGGGGAGUUUGCCGAGCACUUUGCGGAGCUACCGUACUACUUUCUGCUCCCCAUGUUUGGGUGCAUGACAUCGAUGGUUGUGUUAACAAGAAAUGUUGGGGCAAAAGCGGCGGGGUUGGCGUGUGGUGCGGUCGCAAUUUCUGUUUUGAUUCUCCAGAAAAUCUCCCCUGCUUUUGGGCGCAUCCACGCGUCUUUACUUGCCAGGGAGGAGGAUUAUCGUCGCAUGUUGACAAAUAGCCUGAAUAACGUGGAGUAUAUUGCGAUGCACAAUGGCGGCAGUUACACCCGGCAAAAACUUGAGAGGCAACUUGGCAAACUGAAGCGCGCACUGGACCACUUUGCCCUCGCAAAGGGACACUUUGAUUUUCUUGAGAUUUCUUUUUCGGCUCUCUUACAGGCCAUUUCGAGUCUUGUCAUAUUCCGUGGCGCACACCAAAUGAAAACGAAAAGCAUGAACGACAUCUAUGUGGAGAUACAAUGCAUGCAAGACUUGAUUGAAAAUGUAAAGAGUUUUGUCGUGAAUUUCCGCGAGGUUUCCCAUUUGUCCACCUUCACGGUGAAACUGGCGGAGUUUGACUCGACCCUUACGAGCAUCGCAGAGGGAUGUUUUAUCCGUUCUUCAGGCGCAUCACCGAAGAGUGAUUGCAAUUCCGAUUUCCCUGUUAGUUAUACGCAUGUCAAUUACAUUGUCCGCCCUAAAGGGAAGAAGGAUUUUACGCUUUUUGCCUUUUCCAACUUGAAACUCAUGACGCCGGCAGGACAGCUGCUUUUUAAUGACCUUGAUCUUGAGAUAAAGAGUGACCAGGAUUGGGUGAUUUUGGGCGAGAAUGGCUGUGGUAAAACGUCUCUUCUUCGUAUGAUUUCCGGGCUUUGGCGCCCUACGGAGGGGAGUUAUUCGAUGGAGCGGGGAAUCAAGUUGCUUUUUGCCCCACAGCAUAGUUAUAUGGUACCACAAUGUACUUUGAUUGAGCAGGUUCUUUUUCCAAUUGUUUCAAAUACGCUGGGUGCGAAGGAACUUGACUCGUUUAAGGAAGCGAUCAGGCUCUCCGGAUCGCACUCAGUGAUUGAUGUGCUUGGUGGGUUUGAUAGUCCGUAUGUUGGUGCCGAUCCGAGAACGGCCGAUGACACGUACGAUUGGGAUUCUCUCAGCGGCGGACAAAAACAACGUAUCACUAUGGCGCGUGUUUUUUAUAAUAUUUUGACAAUGGACCGAAGUGAACAGACUCCUGUGGUUCUCUUGGAUGAGUCCACAUCCAUGAUGGAUGAGACGGAGCAGGCGGUGUUACUUAAUCUUCGCAAAUUACAAGUCCGCAUGAUCUCCGUGACACAUCGUGAAGAAGUGAUUACACACCACACGCAUGCAUUGAGGAUCCUACCAGGGGGAAAUUGGACAGCAACGCCGGUCACUACACGUGUGAAUAUUGACUAA